CGCUCCGGCGGCGGCGGUAACAGCGGUAGCAGGAGCAGCAGCAGGAGCAGCAGCGAGCAUGUCCUCGAGCAGGGCCAAGAAAGUGAAGAUGGCCACCAAGUCCUGCCCGGAGUGCGACCAGCAGGUUCCUGUUGCAUGUAAAUCAUGUCCCUGUGGCUACAUAUUUAUUAGUCGAAAACUCUUGCAUGCUAAACGUACUGAGAGAUCACCACCCAUCACAGAAAACAAGAGUGAGGCGAAAAGGAGACGGACAGAGAGAGUUAAGCGAGAGAAGAUAAAUUCUGCAGUAAAUAAAGACUUAGAAAACCGAAAAAGAUCCAGGUCGAACAGCCAUUCAGAUCAUAGCAGACGAGGAAGAGGAAGACCUAAGAGUGCCUCAGCCAAAAAGCAUGAGGAAGAAAGAGAGAAACAAGAAAAAGAAGUUGACAUGUAUGCUAACCUUUCAGAUGAAAAGGCCUUCGUAUUUUCAGUGGCCUUGGCGGAAAUAAACAGAAAAAUUAUCAAUCAAAGACUUAUUCUGUAACUUGUAAGCACAAUCUGAUGCAUUUAUAUGCAGAAUGGCUAGCAUAUUUCCAAGGUGUCGUGGACUCUCGGGAAGUGUGUUGUCUGCACCGACAAGGACCAUAGUAUUUCCUGUUAAAAGUCUGCUGCUGUUCUUGGAAAUCGAAUUCUGUCUCUACAAGUCAGAAAGAAAGUGUUCACAAGAUUGUGCUGUGAAAAAUCAGAAAGCAGAUAUGUUUUAUGCUUUGAAGACAAACGCUAGACAAAUGCACAGAGAGACUGCACCCAUUCCAGAGCACUUCCUUUAAAUUUGCUGCCAGAAAUGCAAUAUUUUAAAUAUUUUCAGAAAUAAAUGAUUUUCCUUUAAAAUUAUAUAUUUCAGAUUUUUCAGCUAUAUUGCAGUUUACCUAUGUACAGUUCACAUAACUUUUUAAUAAAUUGAUAUUCCAGUAUUUUAUUGAACUGGGAAUUAAGUACAUUUGUGGUACUUAGGGUGUGUUGGUUUUAAUCCUCUUAGAAAUGUGGUAUUAAUCCUAGGGAUGACUUUAGAUUUGCAUUUUUUUAAUAGGUGUGAUAUAAUUCUGAUAGGAAGGAAAUUAAAGCAGCUUCAUUUUGUG
Gymnogyps californianus (California condor) is the source of this 1118-nucleotide messenger RNA. It is a transcript of the gene HDIP1, whose product is annotated as chromosome 12 C16orf87 homolog. The record is from RefSeq and is a predicted model, not a curated record. Bases 59 to 523 code for a protein of 154 amino acids. The transcript is spliced from 4 exons. NCBI's taxonomy places the organism in Eukaryota, Metazoa, Chordata, Aves, Accipitriformes, Cathartidae.